Molecule: messenger RNA, 1164 nt
Organism: Sitophilus oryzae (rice weevil)
Lineage: Eukaryota; Metazoa; Arthropoda; Insecta; Coleoptera; Curculionidae
Product: general transcription factor II-I repeat domain-containing protein 2-like
Exons: 1
Coding region: 1-1164 (387 amino acids)
Molecular function (GO): protein dimerization activity
Source: RefSeq, a predicted model, not a curated record
AUGGUAGGCUUGACAACCGAUGGCGCUCCAGCUAUGGUGGGUUGUGAUAAGGGUCUGGUGGCGUUAUGUCGUAAAGAUGAAACUUUUCCGCAAUUUCUCUCUUACCACUGCAUUAUCCAUCAGCAAGCAUUAUGUGGAAAUUUUCUGAAACUAAACAACGUUAUGAAACUGGUGGUAAAAAUUGUGAACAAGAUUAGAGCUCAAGCAUUACAAAGAAGAUUAUUCAAAACUUUGGCCGAUGAAGUCGACUGUCAAUACGGGGACCUACUCCUUCACUCUGGAGUCCGAUGGCUAAGUAGAGGACGAGUGCUGAAACGUUUUAAUGAUGUCCUAUCUGGCAUAGUUCAAUUUUUCAAACAACGCGAUGAACCGAUUCCGGAACUAGAAAAUUCAAUCUGGCUUCGGGAUUUUGGUUUUCUCGUGGACAUUACAGAGAAAUUAAACGAACUUAAUUUGCAGCUUCAGGGGAGAGACAAAGAACUAGCGGAAAUGAUUUCUGAUAUAAAAGCAUUUAUCAGAAAGCUGGAGUUUUGGGAACAAAACCUAAUUAACAGCGAUGCCAAGCAUUUUCCUAUUCUUUCAGAAAAGAUAUCUCAAAAUCCAUUAGAACCCUAUGACAGCAAAUAUCAUGUAGAAAUAGUUUCUACCUUGAAGAAUAACUUCAAAAAUCGUUUUAAGGACUUCGACGAAAUGGCUUUAGUAGCGCAGUUUGUUGGUUCACCCUUUAUGGAAAUUGAUAUCCAACAGUUUGCAACUUGUGUUAUGCAGAACUUUGGCGAAGACAUCGCUGCAACAGAAAUGGAAGUAAUUGAGUUUCAAAAUGAUUUAGCCUUAAAAUCGUUAGUCUCAAGUACCAAAUGUAUCUGGUCUAUUGUAAGCAAAGACAAAUAUUCAGUUCUAUGCCGUGUUGCCUUGAAAGUGAAAGCAUUAUUCAGUUCAACCUAUUUGUGUGAAUCUUCUUUUUCCAAUAUGAAGUUUAUUAAGAACAAAUAUCGCAAUCGACUUACAGAUGAACAUUUGGAUAAUUGUAUUCGAAUGGCUGUAUCAAAUUAUACUGCAAACAUUAAAAAAUUAUCGAUGAGUCUGAGUGUCAGCCUUCCCAUUGAACGUGCUUUUUUAUUUCUCAAUGUUUAUGUUUAUGAUAGUGCGUUACUUUUUUGUUGA